AGUUAAAUAGGAAGAAAAAUAGAAAAAGAAAGAGAGGUGUCUGGUGGUAUGGGUGAUGGCGGUAGCGGCAACUUCAGAAACAAUUGACGCUCAAAUUGGGCAUCUCACCGUCUAAAGAUUUUGAUUUUCUUGCACAGACCAAACCCUUCUCUCAUUUUCUGAGGAAGACGCGACAGAGGAGAGAAACAAGAAAAAGAAAAGAACAAAAAUGGGACCUUCGAAGCACGGUACGGACAAUAACAGGGGCCUCACUGGGCACGCAUACACCCUCUAUCAGCGUUUCAAUCAUGCUCUCAGCCUCGGUAACAGAUUUUGUGGUGACAAGGCAAAAAAAUGGCAGUGUAUGGAUAUCGAGAUACAAAGACAUGUGGUCCAUUCAAUAGCUGCAUUUCUUGAUUAUAUUUCUGGGGAUACGCUGCAUCAUCCACUUGUGAAGGCUUCAGUUUCUGACAUCGUCGGUGCAUUAGUUUGGAUUCUUCAAUCUAACAAGGGAGCCAUGUUGAGCAUGUCAGCAGAUGUGACAUUAAAAUUAGUCAGCAUUUUACCCAAAUCAGUACUGCAGCUUUAUGCAUUAGAUCUUGUUAAUCCUUUGUCAACUUUAUUAUCUUCGCAUCAAACAGAAGUUGCUAUAUCAUGUGCUGCAGCACUGAAUCUUAGUCUUUCAAACCUCAGUACCAAGAGCGGAAAAGAAGUUUGGGAUGUUCUCAAGAAAACAGAAAUGGUAUCUCAAGUUAUCAGUAACUUACGAUGCUUUCCUGGAUGUGCAAAGCCGGUAGAAUAUUUCCAACAGAUGGCUUUACUUUUGAGUACAAUACUAUGGUGGUGGCCUCCAUCUAGGUUUUCUGUUUGGAGUGAUGCUGAACUGAUGAAAAGUUUAAAUGAUAUGCUAAAGCUAGAUAAUUAUGGAAAAGCUGCAGUUUUGAAGUUGUAUUCUUCUAUAGCUUUAUGUGGUCAUGGGACCAAGAAAUUAUUAGAAAGUGGAGAGGUCCUUGAACAGAUGGUGCAAUGCAUGGACAACUCACAUCCUCAUUCUGUUCGAAUUGAAGGAUUCAAGCUAGCCCAGUGUUUAGCGAUAAAUGAAAAUACAGGCUUACAAAUGAUGAGAUUAUGUUGCAAGCCUAUUAUCAAAGCCAUAAUUUCGGGAAUGAGUGAGUUGAGCUCAAAUUCUAGAAAGGUCUCCAAUGACCAGAUGUCUUUGCUAGAGGAGGCAUGUCGCUUGGCUCUGAUUACUCGUUGGACAGGGGAGCAUCACAUUCAUUUAUGGAAACAAGGGAUUGACAAAAUCCUCCUUGAUCUUCUCCUUAAUUUUCGGAACCAACCGUACAAACAUUCCAUGUCAUUGGACGAGCAAAUAGCUACUGCUAAGGAGGGUCUCGAUGCCAAUUAUCUUCUUGUUCUGAGGAGUUACAUCUGGGAUAUUCUUGGAUGGCUUGCAAUACAUUGUGGGGAGGAUUUCCACCCUGAAAGUGAACUCUACAUUAACAUCCUCAUUACAUGUGCAUGCUUGACCUUUGUUGAUGCAAUUCGAAAGUGGCAUAAAAUAUAUGAAAAGGAUAAUGCUGGUGUCUUCAGAAGUGAGUCAGCAACAAGGGCAGUUUUGAUGAUGAUUUAUUCUCCUUGCAAAUACAUUGCAUCAAGGACCAGAACCAUAUUGUCUGAAAUACUAGAGCCAGAUGGAUUGGAGUAUCUGAAAACCUUAGUGCAUUUUCUAAAUAAUCUGUCAUCUUGGACUGAAUUUGGAAUGCCAGAUAGACUCCAAAUUAUCAUUUAUUUAAUGGGGUUCGCAUGCUAUUCAGGUUUGCCACAGUACCAAACCUGGGUGGUCAAACGAAGAGGGGUAAAAACAUUAUUGGCUCUUAUGAGGUGGUGCUUAAGUAAUGAUUUCCAUUUAGAAAGAUCGAGCUUUGCUCCACAUUUGCAUAAUGCAGUUUGUGAGAGGAUAUGCUGUUGGGUUUCUGCAGAAGACUGGGAAGGCAAAGACAUUCUUUUAUUUUACAGUUUGUGGGGACUGGCUGAGUUGAUACAGCAUUCUCUAUGUAUAGGAAAUAACCAAGACAGAAUUUCUUGUGAGAUGAGACAUAUAGAAGCUCAACUAGUUAGCGAACUUCAGGAUAUCUGUACCAACAGUUGUGCUCCUGGGCUGCAAUGGUAUGCUGCAUUUAUUCUUAGUUACUUUGGAUAUUAUGGCUUUCCAGGAAAACAUGCAAAAAGGAUUGGUAAAGCACUUAAUGAGAAGGAUGAUGCUGAUAUACAACUCAUUCUCGCAAAUGGGGAGUGUUUGAGUGUCCAUGGUGUUGUGCUUGCAAUUCAAUGUCCAUCGUUACUGCCUCCUGAAGUGCUGCUUCCUGGUGAGGUAACAUCUGAUGAUUCUUCAGGGCGAGGCUCUAUGGAGACUUGUAGAGGGUUUCAGAAAGACAUAAGAUUAUCUGCUCAUGUUGAUCACCAGGCGUUGGUGAUGUUGUUGGAGUAUAUCUAUUUGGGAUAUCUUCAAGCAGGAGAUGAACUUGCAAAAAAGUUGAGGAUUCUAGCCAAACGCUGUAAUCUACAGUCUCUGUUACAGAUUCUGUGUAGAAAACGUCCCAAGUGGGGCACUGCUUUCCCAAGCGUGGAUCUUAAUGUUGCUCUGGGUCCAUCUGGACAUUGUUUCUCGGAUGUCAUACUAGAAGCUAAAGCAACUGAGCUCUUGGGCUGGACAUGUCAUGUUUGCUCUCUACCACGGCCACAUAUGCAUUCUCACAAAGUUGUAUUGUCAUCAAGUUGUGAUUACUUGCGGGCCUUGUUUAAGUCAGGAAUGCAGGAGAGCCAUUUAGAAACCAUAAAGGUUUCUAUUAGUUGGGAAGCAAUGGUUAAACUAGGCGACUGCUUCUAUUCCGGUAAGCUGCCAAAGCCUCCCUCUGGAUGUUUAUGGAACAUUAUGGAUACUGAAGAAAAGUUGCAUGAGCUACAGCCAUACGUAGAGCUUUUUGGGCUUUCUGAGUUCUGGCUCAUGCAAGAUGUUCAAGAAGCAUGCUCAGAUGUAAUCGUAUCGUGUCUUGGUUCUUCCAGAGAGUUGUCUAUUAAAAUACUACACGUUGCUGCCAAUUUAUCUGUGUGGAAGUUGGCCGAAGUUGCAGCAACUUAUGCCGCACCUUUAUAUCGCCAGCUAUGCAAUUCUGGCGAACUUGAAUCGCUUGAUGAGAUGCUGGUUGAAAUGGUUCGUGCAGCCUCUGUUCAACUCUCUCAACAGGGCUAGCAGAGAGGACCAAGUGCCUAAAAUUUACAGUCCUCCAUCUAGCAGAUGAAGAACGUUGCUACACACGGGGAGAAGUGUGAUGGUAGAGGAUGGAUAUCUCUAUAGUAGGAGAAGGAACUCCACCAUUCAGCCUUGAUUUUUUUGUGUACUAUCAUUGAUGAUGCCUGUGCAUAACUUACGUGGAUUCGAGUGGAACAACCAGGAAGAAAUAAGAUUAUCACAGCAAUUCCAUUAAUGAAGUUGGGUUGUAGAACGAGGACAAGGUAUCUUACCAACUUACCAAGUACAAUACCCAGUUCAUAUCUUGGCUCAGAAGACCCUGCACAUGUAUACCAAAAAAAAAGAAUCGUGCACAUAUCACAAACCCAAGUGCCAUAAAAUUAUCAGGGGUUGAUGGUGGAGAAAGAAGAGCAGAUGUAGAAUUCAAGUGGCGAAUGAAAAACAGAUACCAAUUAAUCCUGAUGGACUGUACUGGUAAACCUUUGAGAAGAAAGUCUUCACCAUCAUGACAGAAGAAUGAAGGAAGAAAAUAUUGGAAAGAGGAUGAAAUAGGACUAAACCUGCCUUGAUCCCAUAAUAAUUUGAAAGUUUGGGUAAGAGUACAAAUUGCAGAACAGAUGAACAGUCACUCAAGCUGGGGAAUCAAAUGGCAGGUCACCAAUGACAAUUUGAGCAGGUCGGGAUGCACAAAGCCAAAUCUGCUACGAACUUCACUAUCUGCAUAGUUCAAAGCCUUCUGCAUCCCCUUCCAACAAGCUUCCCAAGUGUAAGCAGGGUUGUGUUCCCUGCUGCCAAGGCACACCCGGUGAAGUGCGUGACAAAAGGCCUUCUGAGUUUAUCCUUCCAAUAGCCCUUAUUCUUCAGAUAUUGCUCUCUGAUCGUUCCAUAGAACAAGCUCACCUUCUCUGCAUGUCUCCUCCUCAACAUUACCACCUCUCUAUCGAUCUCCAUAUACCUUUUGGUGAUAUUGUCAAGACCAUCCACUAUUCCCAA
Messenger RNA from Prunus avium (sweet cherry), 4225 nucleotides. The record is from RefSeq and is a predicted model, not a curated record. NCBI's taxonomy places the organism in Eukaryota, Viridiplantae, Streptophyta, Magnoliopsida, Rosales, Rosaceae.